Molecule: messenger RNA, 1376 nt
Organism: Rhagoletis pomonella (apple maggot)
Lineage: Eukaryota; Metazoa; Arthropoda; Insecta; Diptera; Tephritidae
Product: beta-ureidopropionase
Exons: 3
Coding region: 149-1306 (385 amino acids)
Molecular function (GO): beta-ureidopropionase activity
Source: RefSeq, a predicted model, not a curated record
UGAAAACUCUCUUUAGAACUCAUCAUUUGUUGAUCAGCCAGCAACGGUGUUGGUUGGUUGAGUUUGAGAAAAUAGAAAUAGCCUAUUAAACAAUUUAUCGCUAAAUUUAUUAUAGACAAUUUAAUGUAAUAGCCAACAAUAAUCAAACAUGUCUGCACUCGAUUUAACAAGUUUGGAAGAGUGUCUGGAGAAGCACAUACCACCAAACGAACUGAAAGAGGUGAAGCGUAUUUUGUAUGGCGUUCCAGAAGACGAUGUGCUAGAACUACCUGAAGCUUCCGUUUCCCUAGCUUCCGAUCAUGAUUUUGAGAUAAAAGGAUAUCGUCUAUCUGCGCAGAAAGAGCAAAUACGCAAACCACGCAUAGUGCGCGUGGGAGCUAUACAAAACUCCAUUGUACUACCCACCACUGCUCCGGUGGACAAACAGCGCGAAGCCAUUUGGAACAAAAUACGCAUCAUAAUCAAGGCAGCUGCCAAGGCAGACGUUAAUAUUAUUUGCAUGCAGGAAGCAUGGACAAUGCCCUUUGCAUUCUGCACGCGCGAAAAAUUUCCCUGGUGUGAAUUUGCCGAAGAGGCUGAAAAGGGUCCAACAACACAAAUGCUACAAGAGCUGGCCAAAGCCUACAAUAUGGUUAUUAUUUCAUCGAUACUGGAACGCGAUACAACACAUGGCGACACCAUCUGGAACACAUCGGUGGUGAUCUCAAAUCGGGGCCGCUAUCUUGGAAAACAUCGUAAGAAUCACAUUCCACGCGUCGGCGACUUCAACGAGUCCACCUACUACAUGGAAGGCAACACUGGCCAUCCCGUUUUCGAAACAGACUUUGGCAAAAUAGCAAUAAAUAUCUGCUACGGCCGUCACCAUCCACAAAACUGGUUGAUGUUCGGCUUGAAUGGUGCCGAAAUCGUAUUCAAUCCUUCGGCUACAGUGGGCGCACUCAGCGAGCCGCUUUGGGGUAUUGAAGCGCGCAAUGCAGCAAUUGCAAAUAGCUACUUCACAGUUGCAAUAAAUCGUGUCGGCAGCGAGGAAUUUCCCAACGAGUAUACAUCAGGCGACGGCCAGAAAGCGCACAAAGUAUUCGGACCCUUUUACGGUUCAUCUUACGUGACGGCACCGAAUGGCGCACGCACGCCGGGCUUAUCACGCAAUAGGGAUGGUCUGCUCAUCACCGAAAUAGACCUGAAUCUGUGCAGACAGGUGAAAGAUUUUUGGAAUUUCCCCAUGACACAGCGUCUACCGUUAUAUGCGGAGUCCUUCGCGCGUGCUGCACAACUCGACUUUGAGCCGCAAGUCAUUAGGGAGUAGAAUUUAAAAAGUUUAUGCAAAUUGUGUGGUAUCUUCUAUAAAUUUGUUAAAUAAUUAAGCAACAGCUUUG